AUAAGUUAUAUGCAUUGUCUACAUCACAGGGCUUGAUCCUUGUUCCAUGAGCGUAUGCGUAAGAAUGCCUGGUAUGAGCUGACGCCUAGGUGAUACUGUUAAACAAAGAGUUUUCAACUGGUACAGCAAGUUUUUGUGUUAUGUUCCUGGAGUGAAGUGACCAAGCUGAUUUAAAACACAGAUAUCUGUAUACCUUCAUUACUGGCAGCUUCAAGUACAGACCAACUACUACUUCACUUCUCAUUUUUGGCUCCCAAUAAAAUUACAGACAACUGUAAACUAAAUGAAAUCAAGUAGCAUACGCUCAGAUGUGGGUCUGUUGCCCACUUGGGUUCUAUUUUGGGGUUAUGGAUAUGAUACAGCUUGGAUAGUCCUAAUUUAUGUAUUUAGGUCAUAACAUCCCCUUUACCCAGCCCUCCAGCACACUGUCAUAUGACACCCAUCCCGUGAUGCACCGUGCCAAUGCUUUCCAACACAGAGCGUUUGGCUGAACUAGUUCAACCUCUGUGGAAUGUGUUUGUGCAAAUCUGCUGUACUUUGCCCUGCCUCUUGCUUGGAAUGAUUAUGGUCUGACUCAAAGGGUUCCAGGAAAGGAUAUAGGCCCAGCUGAGUACUGCGGAGGCAGAUUAUCACAUGAAAUGAAAACGUCCACGGCUCGGGACAACAAACUUGGCGUUGCUUUUUCUUAGAGCAGGCUGACUGGAACUGUUUAGGUGGGACGUGUAGUUCCACGUCAACAGGUUUCAAAGCAAACACGUCAUACCAGUUUUAUCAGAACACCACUUCAGUGUUGGGUCCCUUGUUCCUUUUUUUGCUGACAUCAAGUGACGGAAGCAGAAUGGAUCCUGUGAAACAUACAGGCGGCUGCCACUGUGGAGCUGUUAGAUUUGAAGUCUGGAGUUCCCCAGACCUCCAUGUUUUCCAUUGCAACUGUAGCGUUUGCACAAAGAAACAAAACCAUCAUUUCAUUGUUCCAAAAAAUGCCUUCACGCUCCUGCAGGGGUCAGAUAAUUUGACCACGUACACGUUUAACACUCACGUUGCGAAACACACCUUCUGUAAAACCUGUGGAGUCCAAAGUUUCUACACCCCUCGCUCCAACCCUGAUGGAUAUGGUGUUGCUCCACACUGUCUGGAUCCAGGCACCGUCCGCAGCGUCACUGUGGAGACGUUUUGUGGAGAGAAGUGGGAGGAGAGCAUGCAGGCUCACAAGAGCAUCAGAGACAUGUCUGAACCUGCAGCAGACUCACAGCUGAGAGACUAAAGAACAACACUGUGAUAGAAGAAUCAAACCUUUUUUUUUUUAAUCAGAAGUAUACCACAAAUACUCGACAGUAUC
Acanthopagrus latus (yellowfin seabream) is the source of this 1339-nucleotide messenger RNA. It is a transcript of the gene cenpv, whose product is annotated as centromere protein V. NCBI's taxonomy places the organism in Eukaryota, Metazoa, Chordata, Actinopteri, Spariformes, Sparidae. Bases 839 to 1264 code for a protein of 141 amino acids. Gene Ontology annotation, molecular function: carbon-sulfur lyase activity. The transcript has 6 exons. The record is from RefSeq and is a predicted model, not a curated record.